Syngnathus typhle (broad-nosed pipefish) is the source of this 1951-nucleotide messenger RNA. It is a transcript of the gene ddit3, whose product is annotated as DNA-damage-inducible transcript 3. Gene Ontology annotation, biological process: negative regulation of transcription by RNA polymerase II; ER overload response; intrinsic apoptotic signaling pathway in response to endoplasmic reticulum stress. Bases 277 to 1194 code for a protein of 305 amino acids. Lineage: Eukaryota; Metazoa; Chordata; Actinopteri; Syngnathiformes; Syngnathidae. The transcript is spliced from 4 exons. Gene Ontology annotation, cellular component: cytoplasm; CHOP-ATF3 complex; CHOP-ATF4 complex. Gene Ontology annotation, molecular function: DNA-binding transcription activator activity, RNA polymerase II-specific; protein heterodimerization activity; transcription factor binding. The record is from RefSeq and is a predicted model, not a curated record.
UGGCCUCGCUCCUUAUAAACGCUGCCGGGAAUUUCCGUUUAAGCACAUUCGGCUGUCAAGUGUUGAACAAUGGUUAACAUGAGCCAUCAUCCAUUCUCACUAAAACAUCUACAUUCGAACCAGCGACAGUCGAGACGGCGAACAAAUAAAAGGAAAAGGAUUUGUAGGGGAAAAAUAUCUCAAACCGAUUUGCAGACUUGAUUAAGGGAGUCCUUCUAAAGGUCCCAUUUGAAGCGUGUGACCGAGUGUGGAGUGCGUUGCGAGUUGACUGGCAAGAUGACUGCCGAGUGGCUGCAUCUGCCCCCGCCGUACCCCCCCGGUGUGGGGCCGCUGUGUGGCGCAGAGUUGGAGGCGUGGUAUGAGGACCUGCAAGACAUCCUGGGCUCGGACGCGGGAGGGGCAAAGCUGGCGCGCGCCCCCUCGUACAGCGAGAAGGAGCCGGAGUUCCUGGAUGUUCUGGAGAGUUGCUCCCUGACGUGGCUGACGGACGGAGGUCAGACUUGGGGAGAGGGUGUCCAGAGGGCGACUGAGCAGAUCCACAACGCCCAGCCUCUGCAUCACACUUCAUCUUCCUCCUCGUCCUGCUUGACUCCGACAGAAGAGCGGAAAACAGAGGCGAGAAGCGGCGACGGUGACCUGCUGCCCCCCGAGUUCUUUGAGUUCCUGAGUGAAGGAGGAAUGCUGGAUUCGAGCGGUGGUUAUUACCACCAUCAUCACCACCACCAUCCCCAUCACCACCAGCAGCAGCAGCAGCAGCAGCAGCAGCAGGUUAACAGCGUCCAUCCAGCAUCUCCAUCAGCCAGCGAGGAAGAGUUGCCCUGCGUCCCUGAUUCGCCAUCCUACUCCUCGUCCUCCGCCUCGCAGUCGCCUUCUCAGCACUGCUCUUCCCCGUCGUCACCCGUCUCAUCCCCAUCCAUCUACUCGCCUUCGCGCCUGGGCAAGCGGCAGAGGGGCGAGGGGCCUGACGGCGCCGCCUCGUCCCCCAGCGCCUCUUCCCAGUCUCAGCAACGCCCGUCAACGUCGUACUUGUCUGCCAAAAAGAGUCGCAAGGAGAGGGAGCAAGAGAACGAAAGGAAAGUGCAGGAGCUGACGGAGCAGAACGAGCGCUUGAAAACGGAGAUCGAAAGGCUGGGCGAGGAGGUGCAGCGCACACGGCGAGCCCUCAUCGAGAGACUUGUCAACACCAGGAAAUGAUCUUGUAGACAGAAGUGAAGAAGAAAAGGUCUGGGUGUGCAUGCUCUUUAGGCCAGAAGGUAUGAAAACCAAAGAGAUUUUUAAGAUGUUUGGAAAAGAUGAUGAAAGUCAAGGCAGAGUGAAAGAAAAAGAUGCGACAUGACUGCGGCAAACUGGAAAGACAAAGAAUGUGAAACGCAAAAGAACAGCAAGCUCUUAAUUGCAUAUCAGAGAUCGCAAGGUAUGUAACAACCUUUAGGAAGAGUUUGAUUUGUAUGUUGGAUAGAAAGGAAUUCAGUUGAGGGUAUUCCGUUGUUGUCCCUUCCUGCCAUUUUGCAAUAAAUUGUAACUCAUUAAAAGGGCUGCAAUAUGGCUAGCAGAGAUUAUUUGCCCCCAUUUGUAGAGAUAGAGGAGCUCAGGAAUGUUUUGAAUAUGUCCCCUCGCUUUAAGAAUCGAACCAUUUAUUUUCAUUUUUUUGCUUUUUCUAUAAGCAGUCGCUUGUCUGUAUGUGUAUUUAAAAUACAGAAAGUUGCAAACUUGCGCCCAGCUAAACUUUCUACAGGUGACUUAUUUGUGGUAUUUCCACAUGCUAUUUUCAUAUUGCGCUAAAAACGUUUACUGUACAAAUGUGUACAGUUCCUUUCUACUUUCUUAUUCAGAAUGUCACCUAAAUUGUUUAUUCUACAUGGAUAAUGCAUGUUUUUUUUUCCGUACGUUAGUAUUUCUAAUGCAUCACUGUAAUCCCAAAUUUGCAAUAAAAGAAAAUUCAUUUUCUUAA